This is a messenger RNA of Tachysurus vachellii, 7340 nucleotides long. It is a transcript of the gene golga4, whose product is annotated as golgin A4. The transcript has 24 exons. NCBI's taxonomy places the organism in Eukaryota, Metazoa, Chordata, Actinopteri, Siluriformes, Bagridae. Gene Ontology annotation, cellular component: Golgi apparatus. The record is from RefSeq and is a predicted model, not a curated record. Gene Ontology annotation, molecular function: small GTPase binding. Gene Ontology annotation, biological process: Golgi vesicle transport. The coding region runs from base 166 to 6657 and encodes 2163 amino acids.
GCUGCUUGUCUUGCUCCACGUCGGCAUCUGCGCAGUUUGUUCAUCUUACCUGCGAAAUGAGAAGCGACGUAACAGAGCCACUGGUACUGUAAGCUGGAUGCAGAUCCAGACAAAACUCUAAUAACAAAUAAAAACUCGGCUUAGUUACACCUUCUGUUGGCAGUUAUGUUCAAGAAACUGAAGCAGAAAAUUAAUGAAGAACAGUCACCACAGAGGAACGUCCUGUCACCACAACAGGCCCAGGUGAGUUCAAGUGAGAAGCAUGGUAAAACACCAUUAAUGCACCAGGAUGCUCCUUCCUCCUCACGUGACCGAGAGAACAUCACUAAAGGAGCAGUUAGUACUCCCAGUGGAAGUGUGAAUGGAGAUGGAGCCGUCUCUCCCUUGAGAGAGGAGUCACAAUCUCUGGCACAGAAGCUGCAGCAGAGGGUGUCCUCAGUUGAAUCUCUCUUCCGGGUUUCGGGACGAGCCGAGGGGCUUUUCCGCUCUGGCUCCAGGGACAGCCUGGUCCGUAGCGCUUCACGGGAAUCUCUCACGCCUCUGGGGGAGAAUGAGACCCCGGGAGUCCCUGCCUUCGACCCUCCAUCUGACAUUGAGAGCGAAGCUGAAGAUGCUCCUGGAAACGAAGAGGUUCUGUCCAAAGAACAGCUCAUAUAUCGGCUGCAUAAGGUGGAAAAGAGCCUUGCAAAUUAUAGAGGGAAAUACUCUGAGCUGGUAACAGCCUACAGAACCGUGCAGAGGGAUAAAGAGAAAACACAUGCUAUUCUCACUCAGAGUCAAGACAAAGCCCUACGAAGAAUAGGGGAACUCAGAGAAGAGCUGCAGAUGGAUCAGCAGGCCAAAAAGCACCUGCAGGAAGAGUUUGAUGCAGCUUUAGAGGAAAAAGACCAGAUGAUUACCGUCUUGCAGACUCAAGUUGCACUUAUGAAGAAACGGCUGCAUGGUUGUCCUGAGGCUUUGGUUUCAGCUGAGGCAGGUGACACUCAGAGAGAUGAGUCUAUAGAGAUGACAUCUGACCCUCAAAGCACAACCCAAGUGGAGGGUGUACAAGUAAACCAAUUGUGUGGAUGUGCAGCAGGGGGCAGUAGUGAACCAGGGAACACUGCUGACUUGGAGGUUUUGCAGAAGCGAGUGCGGAGGCAAGAGACACUGCUGCAGCGCUGCAAGGAGCUGAUUAACACCAGCAAAGAGCGCAGUGCUCAGCUCAGCAGUGAGAAUGAUGCCCUGCAGCAGCAGCUGCAGGAGAGACUGCAAGAACUGGAAAAGAUAAAGGACCUUCACACCAGUGAGAAGACCAAGCUGAUAACACAGCUGAGGGAUGCCAAGAAUCUCAUUGAGCAGCUGGAGCAAGACAAGGGCAUGGUUAUUGCAGAGACCAAGCGGCAGAUGCAUGAGACUCUGGAGAUGAAGGAGGAGGAGAUUGCACAGUUGCGUACCAGGAUCCUGCAGGUAGUGGCUCAGAAAGAGGAACAGCAGGAGCAGCGAGAGAAAGCAGAGAAAGCAGCAUUCGAGGAGUUGGAACGUGCCCUGGCCAUGGCUCAGAGAGCAGAAGAAGCUCGGAUUCAGCUCCAGGCGAGCAUGGAGGAGCAGGUGAAGCAGGUGGAGCAGGCUAGUGAGGAGGAGAGGCGAAAUCUACAACAGGAGCUCACCAGGGUCAAACAGGAGGUCAUAACCAUCAUGAAGAAGUCUACAGAAGACAGGAUAGCGGAAAUGGAGCAGCAGCACUUAGAAGAUCUGGCUAACAAGGACAAGCAAACGAGUAUUAAGAUAAACGAGGAAGUGGAACAUUGUCGUAAGGAGCUAUUGAAAGCAGCACAGGAGAAGGAGCAGCAGGCCUCUUUGGCUGUGGAGGAAGCAGUGUUACAGAAGUCAGCUGUGCAGGCUGAAGGAGAAGCCAAAUCCAGGGAGCUGCAACUAGAACUGGAGAGUGCAAGAACUAAAAUUCUUGAACUGGAGAGUUCCCUGGCCAAGUUGUCACAAGGAGAAGCUACCCAGGCAGAUCAGUUGUCAGCAGAGAUAGAAGAACAGAGGAAAAAAUAUGAAGGUGAAAUAGAUGCCAUAAAAGCAAGGCAUCAGCAGGAGCUGGAGAAAUUGUUGGCAGAACAGACAGGUGCUUUGAACAAGCAGCACUCUGUUGUUGUUGAAGAGCUAGGGCAGAAACACAAGUCUGAGAUUGACACAAUGAUGAAAGACAAAGAACUAGAGUUUCAAGAGCAUAUUACGGAAAUGAACCAAAAAAUGCUGGAGAAACUGGAUAUCAAACAGGCCGAACUGGAGGCUCUGUCCUCAGAGAUAAGUGAAAUGCGGAAGUGUAAAGAGCAGCUAGAGGAGAAACUCGUAUCCGAUGCAGCUAAUGAGUCAACUAAGGUGGAGUUUGAAGUGAGACUAAAGGAAGAGCAGUUGAAAUUUCAGAUGGAGGUUGACGACAUAAAGCGUCAACAUGAGAAGAUAGUAGAAGAACUAGAGAAGACUCUGAAAGAAGAGCUAAAUCAGCUAAGAAUGGUGCUAGAGGAGAAGGAUAAAGAGCUUGAGCAAUAUGCUGAAAGGGAAAGAAACUUGCAGGAAAAUGCUGCAAAGGCUAAACAGGAUGUGGAGUUAAUGUUAAAGGAAAUAGAAGACCUACGGUGUGUUGCACAGUCUGAGAAAGAGGCACUUGCUGAGGCUGAUGCUCAGUGUAAUUCAUUGAAAGAAGAAAUAAAACAGUCAAAGAGUCAAGUGCAAAACUUGGAAAGACUUCAAGAAGAAGGUCAUAUGGACUAUCAGCAAAAAGAAGAGUGUCUUCAACAAAAGACUAAUGAAAAUUAUGAAUUACAGCAGAAGAUACAGCAAGCCUUGAAUGACCUGGCUGAAAAAGAGACUGCAAAUGCUCAGUCACACCAAGAAAUGCAAGAGGAGCAAAAUCGGCUAAAAAAGCAGUUAGAUGAGGAGAGAGGUUCUUAUGAGAAAAAGGUAGAGAGUCUAAGAAAAGAAAUGGAUGUCAAGUUGAAAUCCCAGGAGACCAAAAUGGAGAAACUCAAGCAGAAAGCCAAAGAAAUUCAGGAAAAGUUGAAGAAAAAGCUUCACGAACAAGCAGAAAGCGCUAAAGCAGAGAUAGCCAAGAAGGACAAAGAACUGCAAGAGAAAGACCAACAGGUUAAAGAUAAGAUUCUUGAGAUGGCACAGGCAAACUCAGAGGGUCUCAGCAGCACUUUAUCUGACUUACAGGCAAAUCACAAUGAGCAGUUAGAAAAGAUUCAUGAGGUACAUAGACUUGAACAAGAAGAGCUUCUGCGUGUUUGGCAGGAGAAGCUAAGCCAGCAGGAGGAGGAGCUGCAGGAGAAGCAUGCCCUGUCUUUGCAAGAAAAAGUGCAGGAAUUGGAAGAUAUCUCUCAACAGCUUUCAACCAACAGAGAGGAGCAGGACCAAAUGGUUCAAGAAGUUAAGAACCUUAGGGAAGAGCUUUCAAUGAGGGAAACCACAGUGCAGAAACUACAUACAGAGCUUCGAGAAGCUGCAGUCAAAAUCGAAAGCUUGUCUGAAGUAGAGGAUGUCCUCAAAAAACAAGUAGAGACUGUAGAGAAACACCUAAACCAGGCUUUAAAUGAAAGGAACCUAUUUCAGGACCAGUUCACUAAGGCUGAGGAGUCAAGUAGAGAGAGACUUCAGACAUUGUCUGAAGAGCUAGAAGAUGCAUGCAAGAAGCUUAAUAUACUUGAAGCUUCCAGAAGUAAGGAGGAUGAAACCCUACAGAGGAGUCUUGAAGAGAAAACUACUGAGCUUCAAAAUAAGGAAACAGAGUUUUUGACACAAAUCUGUGGCAUUAGUAAGGAGCUGGAGCAGCAGUGUCACAGUGCACAGGCAAUGUUAAAUGAUUUCUCAGAUCAUCUGUGCAAAAGAGUCGAGACGAAGGUGAAUGAGCUGCAAAAUAGGGUUACAUGUAAUCAGAGGAAAUUGUGCCAUUUAAAAAAUGUCAUUUUGACAAAGAAUGACACAAUCUGUUCUUUAAAGAAAGAGCUUAGGCAAGCCAUAGAGGAGAGCCAGAGCCUUAAGAACUCGCUUGAACAAAUGGCUCUUCAGUUAAAUGCAAAUUCAGAGAAUCUUAAAGCCUUAACAAUUGAGAAAGAGUCUUUGCAAAAUGAUGCUAACAAUCAUUCCCAGGUACUUUCUGAGAAAGUUCUAUAUAUAGAAAAACUUGAUGAAGAAAAUAAAAGCCUAUCUGAAAACCUUAAAGAAAAUAUUUUGCGUAUAAGUAAUUUGGAGCGCAUCAUAGAUGACCUAAAGAACCAGUUAUCACAUAUCAUAACUGAGAAGGAGGAAGCCAUAUCUCUGCUGAAUCAGCAGCACAGUGAAGAAAAACAAAGCCUCAAAAGCCAGAUGGAAGAGGCUGUGGAACGUAUGGAAAAUGAAAAGGGCUUAGCUGUCGAACAAGUCGAUACGCUCAGGAAUAAACUGUCUGAACUCAAAAAGAAAACAGACUCCAAGCUUGCUCAGAACCACAACACUGUCAAAUCUCUUCAAUGCAAGAUAGAGGACAUGGAGAAGCAGAUAGCAGAGAAGGAUGGGCAGCUACAAAGUCUCACUGCCAGUAUUGACAAUCAGACUAUCAGUAAGUCAGAGAUGGACCAGGUUCUGAGUGAGAAAGAGCAGAAGGUAAGUGCCUUGACUUUAAAGUUGGACAACUGCACAAAGAAGAUAAGUGAACUAGAGGAACAACUCAAAUUGCAGACAACAGAACAGCAGCAGCUAGAGGCAGAGAUGCAGCACCAUCGUAACUUAAGUGAAAGUGAAAAGAUGGAACUGGUUCAACAGCUCCAGCAAACCAAGGAGCAGUGUUCUCAUAAAAGUGAUCUUGUCUGUGAAACAGAAGAAAAAUUCCAGGCUUUAAAGAAAGAGUUUCAAAAUGUCAAACAACAACUGGAAAGCCAGCAAGGAGUCUUUGAGAGGGAGAAAGCAGAAAUCUUAAAGUCAAAGGAGGAGGCUUUGAAAACAGCAGAAGAGAGUACAAGCAAAGUAGCUGAACUGAAGAAGAAAGCUGAGCAAAAAAUUAGCUUGAUUCGAAAGCAGCUGACUUUACAGAUUGAGCAGAAGGAGCAUACCAUCAAAGAUCUGCAGGUACAGCUGGAGGAUAUUAAGCAGAGCCAGAAUGAGAAGGAACAACAGGUGAAGAGUUUAGAGGAGAAUGGGAGGAAAAUGGAGGAGGCCAUUAAUAAUCUAAUGGAAGAGCACAAAAAGCACCUGGAGCAAGUACUAUCUGAUGGACAAUUAGAAAAAGAGAACCCUUUGCAAACAUUAAAGGAAAUUAACAAGGAUGAAUUAGCAGUAGCGACUGCCGCUACAGUAAAUGAAAGAGAGGAAGAGGCCUUUUCAAGGAUCAGAGAGCUGGAAGCCAAACUUACUGAAUCUGAAGAACAGAACACUACAUAUCAUGCUGAAAUCAGCCAACUUAAAGCAGAACUAUGUGAACAAAUAGUACUGGUUCAGGAACUUCAGAAGACUUGCUUGAGUCUUGAGGUCCAGAUUAAAGAGAAAGAGGCUAAUGUUAUGCAAAUGGAUACAUGCUCUUUGGAGAAAACCAACAAUCUCUUAGAAUUGGUGCCUGUACAGUAUGCAGGAGAACAGGACUCUAAAAUAAAACACCAAGCCUGGGAGACUGAAAAGGUUCUCUUGGUGAAAGACUAUGAGAUGAAGCUCCAAGACCUCUGUAAGAGACUGGAGGAAAAGGAGGAUCAGCUUAAAGUCCAACAGAACUCGCAGCUGGGACUAGGACAAACAAAUGAAGAAUGUCUUACUGAUGGGUCUAAAAGCUCAGAGAACAAUCUACAGCGAAAACUGGUGGAACUUGAAAAUGAGAAACAGAAGAUCCAAAAAGAUUACACUCGGUUACAGAAAGACCUUCGCUCACUAAGGAAGGAACAUGAAAAGGACCUGGAAUAUCUGAAAAAAGAAACGGUAGAAGAGACUGAGAAAAGGCUGAAGCUUGAAUUGGAAGAUUUGGAAAUGAAGCACAACUCUGCACUUAAACAGAUGAUGAGAGAGUUUAACACCCAGGUAGCGCUAAAGGAUAAAGAGCUUGAAGCAUCAGUGAAAGAAGCAGUUGAAAAGGCACAAAUGGUUGAAGCAGAACUUAUGGGGCUCCAUCGAGAGGAAGUUAAUGAACUUCAAAAGACAAUUUCUCAGAAAGAAGAUGACCUAAAAAGAAGUAUCCAACGUUAUGAGCAAAUUCUUCAGAGUCGAGAAGAUGAAAUGGGCACUCGAGUGUGGGAGGUGCAGAAGGAGCUAGAGGAUCUGCAGCAAAGGAGUCUCAGUGGUCCUCAGGGUGUUGAGGAACUUCAGGUUCAUCUUGCUGAGAAGACCACCCUGCUAAGUGAAGCCAGGCUAAAAGAGCAGGAAUACCAAGAUAGGAUCCAUACUCUGGAAGACAUGAUACGGAAGGCUUAUAAAAACUCUGUGGUGUCUCACCUGGGAAAAGAUUUUCCAGAACCCUCACUCUGCAACGCUGAUCCCUUCACCGAGCCCACUGAGUUUGAGUAUCUGCGGAAGGUCAUGUUUGAGUACAUGAUGGGCCGAGAAACUAAGACGAUGGCCAAAGUCAUCACUUCCAUGCUGAAGUUUCCAGCAGACCAGGCACAGAAAGUUCUUGAGCGGGAGGAUUCUCGAGUGAUGCCUUGGCUUCGGUAAGGGCGGAUUCAAUGUGAGUUAAAGAGCUAUUCUGCUGCUGCUGCUGCUGCUGCUGCUGCUGCUAUUGACCAUGGAUCAGAGGGGCUAGAGUACAGCUAUUAACUUACCUAAUGAACGCUUGAACUUUAUAUUUAUAUAAUGAACUUUAUAUUUCUGUGUGAGAGAAGAAAUGUAUACCAAGAUGUGUGUAUGUAUGUUUGGGGUGUGAAAAAAUUGACUUCUAGGUGCCAGAUUCAGAGAACUGUCAUUAAUUUUGUUUUUACAACAAAAUUUGAACUUUGAUUUUUUUUUUUUUUUUAAUACUCCUUCUUUUUAGACCAGCGGUAGGAUUUUGUCCUUGUUAAAAAAAAAAAAUCUACAUUUUAUAUGAAUUUUGUGCAAUAAGAUUUUUUUUUCCUGCAGUAUGUUCAGUUUGUUUUCUUUUUUCUUUUUUUCCCUCUAUAUGGUAUGCUGUAAUGCUCAUCUCUUCUGUGCACAUGUAAAUAUGCAUAUCACUUAAAACUCAAAGUCCCAUAGGACUUUGUUUACUUCCGCUUUUUAAACUUCUACUGUAUUUUUGGGGACUGAAGUAAAAUACAUAUUGUAAAUUGUAAAUCACUGGAAGAAGAAUCUAUAUAGCUGUACUAUAGGGCACAUUGUGACUGUUAUCUUUUAAAACAGCUAAUAAAAUUUUCUUUACAGUA